Messenger RNA from Larimichthys crocea (large yellow croaker), 3566 nucleotides. It is a transcript of the gene fam219aa, whose product is annotated as family with sequence similarity 219 member Aa. Lineage: Eukaryota; Metazoa; Chordata; Actinopteri; Sciaenidae. The transcript is spliced from 6 exons. The record is from RefSeq and is a predicted model, not a curated record. Bases 128 to 694 code for a protein of 188 amino acids.
AUGGAGGAAAACGAGCUGCUAUCAUGCUGAAAAACGAAGGAUCCCGACAACCGAGCAUCAUCAACCGGGAUAGUUAGACACGAGUCACUGUUUAUCCUGACUGCUGUAUCCGUAAAGCUUUGCCAAAAUGAUGGAAGAAAUCGACCGGUUCCAAGUCCCUCCAGUCAACGGGGAGACGCAGCCUUUGGACCCAGCAGCAUCCUCCACCUCAGAGACGGACGCUGACUCCAAGGGCGAGACUGUGGCCAUGAACUACAAGCCCUCACCGCUGCAAGUCCAAAUAGAGAAACAGAGGGACCUUGCCAGGAAGGGAUCAGUGAAGAAUGGCACCGUGGGAAGUCCUGUCAAUCAACAACCCAAGAAGAAUGCCAGGACAAGGUUGGUGGUGCCAAACAAAGGCUACUCAUCUUUAGACCAGAGCCCAGAUGAGAAGCCCCUUGUGGCACUGGAUACUGACAGUGAUGAUGACUUCGACAUGUCCAGAUACUCCUCAUCAGGAUACUCCUCAGCCGAGGUGAGAUGUCUGAGGGACCAGCAGAUCAACCAGGACCUGAACAUCCAGCUCCUGAAGGACGGGUACCGGCUCGAUGAGAUCCCAGAUGACGAGGACCUGGAUUUGAUCCCCCCCAAAGCAGUCAACCCCACUUGCAUGUGCUGCCAGGCUGCUCCCUCUACAGCUUGUCAGAUUCAGUAGCACCAUUUCCUCCCCCUUCCCAAAAAAAAUCUCCUGCCUGCCACCUGCACUGAGGCCAACUACUGACCAGAGUGGCAGCAAGGAGGCUAGUGAUGGAACAAAGGGAAAACAAGGGUUUAUAAAUGCUAAAAUAAGAAAUGGAGAUAGGUCAAGUCUUAAAAAAAAGAGUCAAUAUGUACAGUAUCUGUGCAUGUUCCUCCUAUGGUAGGAUCUGUGCAUCUUCUGCAUAGUUGGUUCAGCGAAGGACUCGACUGAUGGCAGAAACAUUACCUCUAAGGAAAACAUGUUACUUUUGCUUCUCCUUUGUUUGACUUCCAUCUCAUGCUUGUGGAUAUUUUGGUUUACAAGGACCUUGAUGGAUUGUUUGACGCUGUGGAAGAAACGUAACAAAAAUGACGGGACUAUUUGACCAAGAUACUUGAAACGGUUCAAGGGGACAUCACUUUGACAGUGCAUCAUCCAGGGAAUCUACUUAUUCUGCUGGUGUCAUUGAUGGUCGAUGGAUAAGAAGAGAUUGGAGUUUUUUUUAGUGGCCAUUGUUUUCUCUCUCUCUCUCUCCCUUCAUUUAGCCAGUCUGCUUCAUCUUCCUGUGAAUACGUGUCAAACGUGAAAAAGAUAUGCGUGUGUCUAAAUAUGUCCAAGAGAGUAGUGCUAAGCCAUCAAGCUUCUGAUAAAACAUUAAUUCUUACACUAAGACAUCACGUCCAGCUUUAGUUUCCUUUUUAAAGUUUGUCUGUUACACCAAGGUUGUACUGCUAAAUGGUUUCAUAUUCAGUUAAAAGAAGCUAAAACAAAUAGUUUUGCAUGUUGCCUGUUUACAGUGUGUCCUAAUGACCAGCUAGUGCAGAUAAUUUAUCAGUUUUUAUCGACCCCUGAACACAUCCUUGCACCGAUGAGACAUUAUGUGAUGCGUGCUUUUAAAAACAUAAAAUAGGUCAUGUUUAGGUUCACCUGCUGUAAUAUCAGUAGAUAUAAACAGUUAGUAGACCUAAUAGCAGAACAGCUCAUGAGUUAGCGUGUACUUCCUGCGUGCUUGUCUAUGUUAGCCUCAGCGUGAGAGGAUGUUUAAGAGGGUCACAAAGGCAGUCACCACCGGUGAUUGUGGCUACAAAAUAAUUCAUAAACUCGAGGGAAUAAAUGGUUUGAUAAAAGGCUUAGAAUAUGUACAAAUACAUACAAACUUUGUGCAGUUUUGGUCAUACCUGAUGUAAGUUCUGAAGAAUGUCAGAGAGGUAUCGCAUAUGGAUGGAAAUUUUAAUUUUUCUUCUUUUUUUUUCUUUUUUUUUUGCAAAUCAAGGAAAGUAUAAAAUGCUUUAGUUGUAAGUGUAUUUGAUUUGUAGGGAUUUGUGCAUAUUCCCCUUGAGUUUUAUUGUAACCAGUUUGUCUGAUUUGGGGACUGGAACUGUAUAUGUAGCACCGGAAACAGCUGUGUAUUGUCACUGCUUUAUGCCAAUGGAUGUUUUCCAUGAUGUUGAAAAGGAAGUAGUCCUUGCUGUUAGGAAGGCCUGAAUUCAUACUGUUUUGUUUUUCAUGUUUACAUCACUCUUAAAGAUAUCUCUAGAGCCCUGCAGACACCAGCUACGGUUCAGUAGUAGAUAAAAGUUACCUGCAUGUGAAUCUGCUCUGAAACAAAUGAAGGAAGAUGGAAGAUCAGGCUGGGUUUCCCAAAAACACAACAACGAUGAGUGUUUAAAAAGUAAACGACUUCCUGAUCAUGCACAGAUUGACAGUAAUUCUUUAAAAUGACUUAAACCUAGGUAUGCUUUUAUCCAGCUGAUGGGAAAGACAGCUGGACAAAUCAGUACUAGUCUAAGUAUGUUUGCACUUUACACUCUCAUGAUAACAUUCAGAAUAUUCAGUUAUUCUGUUGACACGUACAGAAGAUUUCAGAUCAGGAUGUGAAAUUACUUCUACUUUGUGCAUCGACUCUGACCAAACUGAAUUUCUUAUUUAUAUUUUAAACAUAUUGCAGUGUUUUUGAGAAACUUUGCUUUAAUCUUUCAUAACUGACGUUCUCCUGAUUUUGUUAGCACAUUUACAAGUUAGAGAUUUUACAUUUCUUAUAAAAAUACACACAACAAAAUCAACUCUGUGUAAUUCGCUGAACGGAGAUACAGUGUGUACUGUACUGACUUCAGAUGACUGUAUCUUUCAACAGCAUACAUUAGUGUGGUCAAGAGAGGAAGACGUUUGUGCUGUGGUCAAAGUAGUGCACUGUAUAAGGAGAUUAAACGACAUCUACUUGGAAAGAGAAAACGAAAUGUUAAUUCUGUUUGGAAGAAAGUAUCUCCUUUUUCUUAUUAUCACUUAGCCUCACACUGAGUCACAAAUGUAAUCAAGCAUAAACAUUUUUUGUUUGCAAAUAAGGUGCCAUUGUGUGUAGGUAAUUAAAUGACUUGCAUUAAGUAGAAAAAAGACCUGAACAGUACAGAAGGUCUGGUAAUAUAUCACUAAUGCAGCUUCUAGCUGAGGCGUGUGUGCAACCUGUAGCUGUGUACAGUUAACAUUAACACUGAGGGACUGACUGUGUGAUUGACUCUGGUGCUGAUUUUUUUUUUUUCCUAUCAUUAACAUCAUCCUAAUAGAUUCACAUCUAUUGAGUGCACUACUUCUGGCCAAUGUUGUCUCACUUAGGGAGUCUAGAGUAAUGCAUUAUUGUAACAGAAGCUAUUUAUUUGCAGUUGUGUGUGUGUGUGUGUUUUUAAUUUAUUUUUCAAGUAUGGGAAAUAAUUCAUAUGCAGACGGAUGCUUUUUAUUUGUCAGGUGCUUAAUAUGAUGAUUGUGAAAUGGUUCCAUUUAGAUUUUAACAGUGUUAAAAGUUCUGUGUAUAGUGCAGCAUAUCAAAAAAAUAAAUAUUAGAUAUCUGAAGUUU